Messenger RNA from Rotaria socialis, 1626 nucleotides. The record is from the annotation of a GenBank genome assembly. Lineage: Eukaryota; Metazoa; Rotifera; Eurotatoria; Philodinida; Philodinidae.
AUGUUAACACGAUUAACUAUUCGUCAAUUUUCAAUAAAUAAUGUUAAGAUGACUUCUACUAGUCGUCUAUCAUGGCUCUAUCGCUGGCUUGAUGUCUAUGAAGAUUUUGUUGGUCUUAAAGAAGUCAAAAAAGCUCAAAGUGCUGUCAAUGAUGCCGAACGGGCAUUUAUAGCAUCACAAAAAGAACGCCGAUCAUAUUCCAAUGAAUUGAUAAAACUUCAAACUGAAUUAGUUCGUGUUCGAUUAGCAAUGGAAAAGCUAUCACGUAGUGAUGAUGCUUAUUUAGAAUUUUUUAAAAAUGAACAUGACCUAUUUAAAAAAGAAAAAUCGGCUCAAUUAGACUUAAAAAAGCAAGAUGAUAUUGAACGACAACUAUUUUCUUCACUUCAAUUAGCAUUACGUGAAAGUCAAGAGAAAGAAAAGAUGCGGAUUGAGAGAACAAAAUAUUGGUCGAUUAUUGGUUCUGUUGUUGGCGCACUAGCUGGAAUCGUCGGUGCUACAUUAUCGAAUCGUUAUCGCAUGCAAGAGUUUCGCAAUUUAACAAAUGAGUCCCAACAACUCUAUCAAGAUUUAAUUGUUAAACAAGAGCAAUCGAUCAAUCAAUUAAAAAACGAUUUAGUAGAUUUAUCUUCAAAAGAUCCAUAUGAAAAUGUUCUACUGUUAAAUGAACAAAGUGAACAACGUAUUCAAUCAAAAAUAAUUUAUCAUACUGGUUUUCUCUUAAUGUUUUUAAAUCUAUUGAAAAGUUUAAUCAUUCAACAACAAAGAGUUUUUCGAUUACAAGUAAGAUCUUUAUCUUCAAUACAAGAUGCUGUGAAUGAUAGUCAAGACACAGGAAUAGUGAAGCGAUUUUCACAAGAUAAAGGUUUUGGUUUCAUUACACGAAAUAGUAAUGGAGACGAUAUAUUUGUACAUUUUCAAUCAAUUCUUGGUACUGGAUUCAAAACACUUCAAGCAGGACAAAAUGUUCAAUUUAAAGUAUUUCAAGGCAUGAAAGGACUUGAAGCACGAGUAAAUUUUCUAGAAUUAUUAUGUUUUUGUUGCUAUUUUGUGUCUUUUUUUAUUUUAUUGGAUGUCCUUGUGAAUGAUCAAAUAUCUAAUACGAAUGACAAUCAAUCUAAAGCAUCAGAAACACUUACUAACGAUCGACAUAUUGGUAUUGUUCGAAAAUAUGUUAAAAAUCGUGGAUUUGGUUUUAUUACAAGAAAAAGUGACGGUGCAGAUUUGUUUGUACAUUCUCGGUCAAUUCGUCAUGCUGGUUUGGAAUCUUUACAAGAAGGAAUGGAAGUCGAGUUUCUUGCUGUUCAAAGUAAUCGUGGUGCGGAAGCGAAAGAUCUUCGAAUUAUUAAUAGAUUAGAUUCAAUCAAAAUCACGAACAAUCAGAAAAAAGAAUUAUCAGAUGCUAAUAUCAAUGAACAAGAAACAGGAAUUGUUAAACAAUGGAAUAAAGAACGUGGAUUUGGUUUCAUUCGUCGAAAAGUCAAUGGGACGGAUUUGUUUGUUCAUGUAAAAUCAUUGAAAGACGGUGUUCAAUCAUUAGAAAUUGGUCAACAGAUACAAUUUCGAAUAGGAAAAAAUGAAAAGGGUGAAGAAGCAACAGAUGUAUACUUAACGAAAAACGAAUAA